CUGUGUAAGCCAUCUUUCACUAACGCGUCAUUGUGAUAGCCUCGCUAGAUAAUUGGCAUACGGGAUCACAACCGUUGAAAACCAAUCAGAUUUGAGCCUAGCGAUUUGAUUAUAAUAAUCUGAGCGCAUAACAAUAAUCAUAUUUCUGACAUGCGCGCUAAGAUAUUCAGAAAUUGCAACAGUGAAAAACUUAUUUCAUUUUGUGUGUGAGAUACACCAUGUCGCGUCGAAAGCAACCGAAACCAAGGCAUAUUGAGACGGAAGAAGAAUUAGCAUGCAUUUUACAGAAUGUCCAAAAAAUCCGCGAAAAUCCAAUGACGUUUAUUUCAAACAACGAACCUAGUCCUGUAUCUACUACUACUUCUAACGCAGAGGAUGCCCAUGUCUGCGGGAAAUGUCGAGAAGAAUUCCUAGGCCUGGAAGAAUUCAUAUCUCAUAAAAAAGUGUGCAGUAAUAAAGUUGUUUUGGUUUAUGAGGGUAAGGACAGUGAAAACACUGAAAGCAACGAAGCUGAUUUGGACAAUUUGGAACCCCCUUCAAAAGUUCCGAGAUAUUCUGACCCAGAGGAGUACAAUUGUGGGGGAUCGGACGGUGAAGAAGAAGCUGACUUCAUGGACAACUUUGAUGAUGACGAGAAUGAAAUAAUGGAUGCCGAGGACCAAGAAAUAGCCAACGAGGAAAUAGAUGAGGAUUUGAUGAAAAUCUCUAUGAUGAAUGCUGCUGCAGCAGCAGACCAUGAGCUCUCGGCAGAUAGUGAUGAGGAUGAAGAGAAUAACAAUGGCACAGAUAGGAAGGAUGUGGAAAAGUGUUCAGAUGACAAUAAAGAGAAGACAACUCGUAACCUUCCAGCACCUUUUAUGUUUCCAUUCUCUCACUUUUUACCCUCAAACUCAAAUGUGAUCUUGGAGCCAAUGAAUGCCACUCGUGCAGCAGUGGCCCAGUUUGCUGAAAACAAUUUAGCCCCAGCAGAAGUUGCUCUGUUGCACUCCACACUUUAUAAUUUACAGCAGCAGCAGAUCUUGCAACUUCAGUUGAUUCAGCAGCUUCAGUUACAAGUGAACAUGGGAGGCAAUCCAACCCAGUGCUCUCUGCCAUUUUUGCCACCAGUUUUGGCCUCACAAUCAUCGUCUCAGGAAUUCAACAAUCACAAACCUCAAAGCACCAGCAAGUUGGAGGAGGAGGAGGAGGAGGACAAUGUGCAGGAUUUGAGCAGCAAGGAAGAGAAGUUGGAGAAAAAUCCAGAAGCCUCGGAGAGUGAAGGGACGGAAUCAAAGCCUACUACAAUCACUACUACAGCAUCUUCUACUUCCAUAAUUCCCCCUAAUCCGUCACCUCUACCACUGUCUGGCAAAGAUAUAUUGUCAUCUGUUCCCCCACCCACCUCAGAAUUUGCCAAGCUGACAAAAUUGGUUGAGCGAUCACAGUAUGUAAGUGAUGAUCCAUUUUUCCGCCACAAGUGUCGUCUAUGUCAGAAGGUCUUUGGCAGUGACAGUGCCCUGCAAAUCCACAUCCGUUCUCACACAGGUGAGAGGCCCUUCAAAUGCAACAUAUGUGGGAAUCGCUUCACAACAAGGGGGAAUCUGAAGGUCCACUUCGAAAGACAUAAAGCUAAAUACCCGCAUGUUAAAAUGAAUCCUCAUCCAGUUCCAGAACACCUUGACAAGAUACCAUCAAUGCCUCUAAUUGGAUCCCCUUUCCCAUCGACACCAACCCCACCUCUUCCGCUUUCUGGAGGAAUAUUCUCCUCAGCACCACCUAUGUCAAUUUCCUCCAUGAUGUCCUCAAUAUACUCCAAUUCUAUGUUUGGCCCAAGACCAACGCCGCGCUUUCCACCAGCACCCUCCGUUAGUGAGGAGCAGAGUUCCUCUAGUGCUUCUUCAUCCUCCAGUCUCCCUCAGAUUUGUCCCACACCGACCGCCAGUGAAGCACCAGUGCGCAAGUCUCCAGUAAUUACUGACAUGGCAGUGACAGCACCAGUGUCUUCUGCGGUUAAACGCGAAGCAUCAAGUCCGAUUGAAACCCAAUCUAAGAUGAGUCGUCCAUCUAGUCAAUUUCCUCUCCUGUCGCCAGUCCCAUCAGUUCCACCACCACCUCCUCUGACGCCCACAAGUGGUGGAUACUCUUCACGAGAUUCAAUCUUGCCAACCAAAAUGAUUGACCAUGACGAAAAUUUAGAGCAAUAUAUGGAAAUCGAUCGAUCAGAGACGUCUAAGCUCCAACAGCUUGUUGACAACUUGGAAAACAAAGUGUCUGAUCCUAAUCAAUGUGUUAUAUGCCACCGUGUUCUAAGCUGCAAAAGCGCUCUCCAAAUGCAUUAUCGCAUCCAUACAGGUGAAAGACCGUACAAAUGUAAGAUUUGUGGACGGGCCUUUACAACGAAAGGAAAUCUGAAAACUCAUAUGGGUGUCCAUCGCAUGAAACCACCAAUCAGGAUGAUGCAUCAGUGCCCAGUUUGUCACAAAAGCUUCACCAACCUUCUGGUUUUGCAGCAGCAUAUACGAAGCCAUGCAAGCUUGCCAGGAAUGCCACCGAUGCCAGAUAUGUCUCAUUUUAAGGCAUUCGGAAACUUUCCGAGACCGAUGGAAUGGGGUCACCGACCAUUUGAUCUUUCCUUUAGACAUGAACCAGAGAGGGAACUAGACCUGAGCAAAACUUCUCCAACGUAUCAAUUGCAACGAAGCAAGGGAUACGAAUACGAAGUAGAGGAUAGGGACCUUUCUAGGGAUAUGGAUGAUGUCUACAGCGAUGAACAACAAAUUCGUAACGAGGGAGAGGCAAUACAAAAUGGUGAAGUACAUAUGGAUGAAACCAACGAAGAUGGACGCGAUGGAGACAAUAAGAAAGAUCAUACGAAAGAUCGUCCCGCAAGACCAGAGUCUACAAAGUCUGAUGCUUCUAAAGGCUCUGGAAGAUCCGCAUCGCCAAAUACAGAGGACGAAAGCAAUUCAUUAUUUCUACCCACAAGCAAUUUGUCGCCAGGCAUAGGAAUGGGAGCUAUGCCUCUAUACAACACUUCCCUUGCUGCCCUUGAAGAACGCGUAAGAGCCAUCGAUUCUUCUAUGGCAAGUCAUAGAUACAAUCCCUUUGGUUUGAAUGGAUACCCACACAUUCAAAUGGAAAAGAAAAAUUUGGAUGAUAACGGCGAUCUCUCAGACUCUGAGGAACAUGGAUCAGCAGAUGAUAGUAAGCCAGGAACACCAGCUUUGUCAGUGAACAGUGAGGGUAGUAAUUCCAUCAAUGGAUUUAUGAUGGGCGGGGACAAACUUAGUACGACAUGUAAUAUAUGCUUUAAGACAUUUGCUUGCCGCAGUGCGCUAGACAUUCACUACCGCAGCCACACAAAAGAACGUCCUUACAAAUGCGAAGUCUGUGACCGAACCUUUACCACUAAGGGAAAUAUGAAGCAACAUAUGCUAACACACAAAAUACGUGACCUUCCCAAUUCAUUCAGCAACAACAGCAACAGCAGUGAAAACUUGGAAAAUGAUGAAAACUCGAACGAUUCGAUAACAGAGGAGAAAAAACCGGAGGACCAACCACGUUUACAGGCGUCAUCUAAAGUCAGUGAAAGCAGUAACCAAGAGCGACAAGCCAUUGCACCUGCAGUUUCCAGCAGUGGUGGAAGUAACUAUACAAGCAAUGGAGGAGGCACCUCAAACGGAUCACAAGAUUCUUCUCCAUUCUUACGAAGAACUCCAUUGAAGCAUCAAUGUCAGGUUUGCCAAAAAGGCUUCUCGAGCGCCAGUGCUCUGCAAAUUCAUAUCAGAACCCAUACUGGAGAUAAACCCUUCAAAUGCAACGUAUGUGGUAAAGCUUUUACUACAAAGGGAAACCUGAAAGUUCAUAUGGGAACCCAUAUGUGGAAUAACAGCCCGUCUCGCCGAGGACGCCGAAUGUCCAUCGAACCUCCAUUCAUGAUGACACACAAAGAGAACCCCUACAUGCAGGGAGGGUUUCCACCGAGAGCCCCUGACUUCUUUCCUUAUCAAUUCCCGCCGUUCAUGAAUGGAGUUCCUCAUCACAAGAUUAACGAAAUGUCUGUCAUCCAGAGUUUGGCUAGUGGCAUGGGACACAUGCCUCAUCUACCACUAAAAGAUGAUCAUUUGACAUCACGUGCCAAGGUCACAGAAACCGAAUCGAAAGCAGAAUCUUGGAGAAAGAGCGAUUCUAAUGGUAAUCUAACAUCAUCGGGGGAGUUGGACUUGAGCAUGAAAUCAAAUUCUUCGACUUCACCAAACAAUAACGGCAAACCCUCUCCCAGCCCCGGGGAUAACUGGAAUUCAGCCUGGAAGACCAUGUGUCACUUGUGCAACCAGAACUUUCCAUCCCCAACAACACUAGAGUAUCACAUGCAGAACUAUCAUCUCAAAGGCUCAGAAUCACACCCGAAGAGUAUAGUUGCUUAAAAUACUAGGUACAUGAUAUUGUGUUGUGAAUUAUGUGUUAGGCAUUCCACUAUCAGAAGCAUUUUUUUGUGUUGUUAAAUGUUACUCUUUAUCAUCUGUGAACAAAAAUAUAUGAAUGCAUCAGAAAUCCUAUAAACAUUGAUAAGAAAUCCAAAACAUUUCACAGAUAGGAAGAAUGAUGCAUUUACAAUAUAUACAUGUAUUCAAAUGUCUUGCAGAAGUUGUUAAAGUUAGUUGCAAUUGAAUCUUAUCUUGUAUAUUUGAAUUUCCAAGUCUUGAAAACAUACGCAUGUUGGGUUUUUUUUGCAUGUAGUCUUGCGCAUGGAAAGAGUCUAGUCGAAUCUCAUCGAUAAUCAAACGACAUAUCACAUAAUGUAGUACUCUCUACCUCGUUUUGCUUAUUGUAAUCGUAUAGGGCGAUGCAUUGGGGGAAAGAUUUCAAGUAGCUUUAUAUUUGUCGGGAUUCAGGAAGCCAGUUCCUGCUACGCAUUUACAAUUACUGAUUUUAAUAGAAACUAUACGUAUCCUUUGAAUUAUACGCAUCUGAUUAUAUAGUUCUAAUUUUUACAAUAUUUUUGGACAAUUUGUAGUUCAAGUAGUUGUUGCAUGUUGAUAGAUGUAUAGCUUUGUAUACACAUGUUUUUAUUUGUACAUACCAAUAUAAAAAUGAUAUAUAUUUUUUUGUUAUUUCAUUUGAAAAAGCGCUUACAGUAAUAUCUACAGCUUUUUGUUGUAUAUAAUAUUUUUUACUUGUUAUUUCUUUACGUUUUGUCUAGGUUGCGCACUACGUCAUUAUUCUUUGUGUGCGAGUCAGAAGUCAUGCUUAUAGGGGUUAACGUGUUACGGUGCUGCUUAGAGUAUUUUAUUCUUGCUGACAGUGUAUUUGCAAAUAUGUUUCACAGAUCAAUAGAACAUGCAUGAUGUUUAUUUAUUGAACGAUAUAUGUGUCUUCCGUUGUUUCACUGCUGGGGUAGAAAACGCGACAUUACCACCCCAUCAAACAUCACUCCACAACAGGGUGCACUGGGAACAAUUGCGGUAGACUGUCUUGUGUAGAUUUCAGUGUUUUCGAAUAGAUCUUGUAACUAAUUUUUUUUACCUUUAAAUAAUAGUUAAUUGGCAUCUUGUUGUUAUGUUACCAAACGACUGUAAUUUGAGAGGAUUUGAUCUAUUGAAUUUUUGACGCAUGCGUGAUGAGUGAAGAUAGUUGAACUUUUGACCUUUGUACAGUGCAGAAUGCUGCAGAUGCCACAUUGUGAUAAAAUUCGUGAAAUCCAUAACUAAUCUAGUAUUUUUCUGAAAACUGUGUUUAAAAAGUGAUUUUGAAGUAAGGAAAUCCACGUCUGACUAUUUCCCACAGGUUAUUGAGUUCUGUUAAAUUCAGAUUCGGCAGUCUACAAAAGGAUGUUAUUUGAUAACACUGUAUUUUUUCUGUGAUGACAUAAUUUGAAUAAUUAUAACACUUUACAAAAGUUGAGACUUGAUAAAUGUCGAAAUUCAGUGGAUGUAUUGAAUGACUUUGUGAUCCCAGGGUACCUGUGUAUUCUUUAUAGAUUAUGCCGACUGGCAAUGAAGCAAAAAUAAAGGUAUACAUCAAUAUA
This is a messenger RNA of Ostrea edulis (European flat oyster), 6007 nucleotides long. RefSeq names its product homeotic protein spalt-major-like. The record is from RefSeq and is a predicted model, not a curated record. Gene Ontology annotation, biological process: regulation of transcription by RNA polymerase II. NCBI's taxonomy places the organism in Eukaryota, Metazoa, Mollusca, Bivalvia, Ostreida, Ostreidae. Gene Ontology annotation, molecular function: DNA-binding transcription factor activity, RNA polymerase II-specific; RNA polymerase II cis-regulatory region sequence-specific DNA binding. The transcript has 5 exons. Gene Ontology annotation, cellular component: nucleus. Bases 219 to 4406 code for a protein of 1395 amino acids.